CAAACCGUUUUUAAUGUGUGUCUGGCGAUGUGAUUUCCUUAAUCAGGCUGAAAAACAAGAGAAAAUCUUUUAAUCGAACGUCAACAAGUGUGAAAAGUGUAGAUACAUAAAAAAAGAUAUGAGUAAUUUAGAGAUACCCACGAAUAAAACACCACUUUUGGGUGUGAAUUUGUCACCAUCGUUGAAUACAUCACCAUCGUGUUCGACGUUUUUACCCGAAGAAGAUGCAUCAACCUGUCUCCUGCUACCGAACACACCAUCUCCUCCACCGCCAAUGAAUUUCAACGAUCCACUCACUCCGAAUAUUCUCAACGAAAACUGCUCGCAACAAGGAGACGAUUUUGUCAAUGAUGAUCCAAGGGCAGCCGAAGAGGAAACCAGCUCAUGCUCGGGCAGCUCCGGUUGCAUUGAAGGACAAGUAGUGGCUGGCACAACGACCGUAUUCAAUCCAAAUGUCUAUCAGCACCUGGGCAAAAAUGGUGAGGUUAUGCCAGAAAGCGAAACGCAAUUGCACGCACAUUUGAACUUACCCGACAGCAAAGACGUACCAUCAUUCGUAUACUGGAAUUGGAAAUUGAUUCGCCAAUGCUCAUUUCUCUUUUUUGUUGCUGGUGUCGUUGCUAUUGUUGCCACGGUCGUCUCAUUAAUUUAUUCAUUGCCAAAAACCUGCAAUCCAAAAACCGUAUGGUAUGAAGGGAGUGUUUUCUACGAAAUCCACCCGGCACGAUUCCCAGACUCAAAUAUUGAUGGUUUUGGUGAUUUGCGUGGUUUGGCGCAUCGUGUUGACUACUUGACCAAACUGGGCGUGGUUGGUGUCCGCUUGAAUUCAAUUUUCCCAUCGAAAAAUCAACCGGAACAUUUCCAAAAUGUAACCACACUUUUUGCAAUCGAUGAGGUGCUCGGCUCGGCAGAAGACCUGAAAACAUUGGUCAGAGCAUUUCACAAUAACAAUCUGUCGCUGAUUCUUGAUUUGCCGAUUUAUCCAUUCUUGACAAAGCUCGAGCCAGUGGUGACCAUUAUUGAAGAGAGCACAAAACAUCCGAUGAUUAUGGACGAAGGUGCACUUCGAGUGGCACGAGCAUCGAGUGAAAAAAAUAUCGUUGUUCAGGCACUUUUGCUUUGGAUGAAAUGCGGCAUCGAUGGAUUUUACAUCAAAGGCUUGGAAUACUUGCACGAUGAUCCGUUGCUUGUGGAUAAUAUUCGUGCUUGGAAGGCAUUGAUCGGUUCAAAUCGAAUUCUAAUGGUCAACAAUCAGUUGCUUGAGAAUGUUGACCGGCCAAUUGCUGAGGAUAUUGUAAGGAAUGUGGAUUUGGUUGACAUUUUCAUCGAUGUCACCAAUGGCACAAAACAAAUUGCACAACAAAUCAAUCAAAAAUUGAGUGGGCCACUGAAACCAGGCAAUGGAGCCUAUAUUCAAUGGAGUAUCGGCGGCAUAUCUGAACAACAAACGCACAAAUCGUACGAGCUAACCACCAAUGGUACUUUGGCUGCCACACUAAUGUCACUCAUGCUACCUGGUUCGCCGAAUAUUUAUCAUGGCGACGGUACCACUGAACAGAGCUCGCGCCAACAUUUCAGCGAACCUAUUGAUUCGAAACAUAUGCAUCGCCUACAAGGAAUGGUUUGGAAUACAGUGCCCCAGGUCACUGAUCAUGGUCUAAACCAUUCGGUACGCAUCAGUGCCGAUGAUUUUGAUACGAUUGCCCGAAUGAUUUCAUUGCGCGACAUCUCGCCGUCCAUCUACAAAAAUAUCAUCAAAAAAAAAGGAAAAUACGAAUCAAAUACAUCAGCAAUGUUUCAUGAGAAUGGCAAUAUUUUGAUACUAAUGCGAUGGUAUCCAAGACGAAAUACAUUUGUAUCAAUAUCCAAUUUUGGCAAUAACAAAAUAUCACUCGAUUUAACCAACUACUUUUACAGUGGCCAAAUUAUGCUUGGCGACAAAGUACAAGAGAAAAUCUAUUUUAAACAAUUUGAAAUUGGACCGAGUCAAACGAUCAUCGUCAAGCUUGAUAAAUAAUGUGAUGGAAUGUAAAAAGAAAUUCAAGCUCUCACAUGCUUGAAAACUCGUAGAUUUUUAGAAGAUGAAAAACAACAACAAAUACAAAUUUAUUUCACCGAAUUUAUUUGCACAUUUUCAAAUGGAAAUAAAUUCAUGUUAUUUUUUUUUUUUGAGUCGAUUGUUGAAUGACUACAAUUUGAUGUAAUAAAAAUUUAGAUCAUUUUUAAUAAAUAAAAUUUGAAGAAAAUUCAAUUUUGCAUUGAAUGCCAAAA
Messenger RNA from Sitodiplosis mosellana (orange wheat blossom midge), 2271 nucleotides. Its product is annotated as 4F2 cell-surface antigen heavy chain-like. Gene Ontology annotation, biological process: carbohydrate metabolic process. Lineage: Eukaryota; Metazoa; Arthropoda; Insecta; Diptera; Cecidomyiidae. The transcript is spliced from 2 exons. The record is from RefSeq and is a predicted model, not a curated record. Bases 119 to 2017 code for a protein of 632 amino acids.